Neocloeon triangulifer is the source of this 1203-nucleotide messenger RNA. RefSeq names its product retinol dehydrogenase 12-like. The transcript is spliced from 7 exons. Bases 154 to 1041 code for a protein of 295 amino acids. The record is from RefSeq and is a predicted model, not a curated record. Lineage: Eukaryota; Metazoa; Arthropoda; Insecta; Ephemeroptera; Baetidae.
AAACACUUUGUGCACUAUCAUUCCUCCCACACAAAAAUCUUUGGGCUUAUAUUAAAUAGAGGCGAAGCCACUCGAGAAGCUCAAUCCGCUCACAGGCAGAUUGCCGAAAGGAAGCAUACAAAGAUAAGCGGUAAAUCAUAAGGAAGAGCGACAAUGGGGCUGUUCAAAAAUGGAAAGUGCAACUCAACUGCCAGCUUGGUAGGUAAAACCGCAGUCAUUACUGGCGCUAACACAGGGAUCGGAUAUGAAACUGCCAAGGAUUUUGUCAAAAGAGGGGCGAAAGUUAUCAUGGCUAACAGAAACGUGGAACUUUCCGAGAGAGCGGCGGAAAAACUGCGCCAAGAAGUGCCCAAUUGCAACGUGCGUGUUGUUCAGCUCAACUUGGCCUCGCUUCACUCGGUGAAAAAAUGCGCCGAGGAAUUAUUGAGGAGCGAGCCAAAAAUUAAUCUGCUCAUCAACAACGCCGGCGUAAUGAUGUGCCCGUACAUGACAACAGAGGAUGGAUAUGAAAUGCAAUUCCAGACCAAUCACUUGGGCCACUUUUUGUUCACGACGCUUCUGUUGCCGCGGAUCAAAGAAAGCGCUCCUGCGCGAAUUGUAAACGUUUCCAGCACAGCUCAUUUGUUUGGGAAGGUGAAAUUUGAUGAUUUGCAGUCGAAAAAAUCUUACAGUCCGACCAAAGCUUAUGGACAGAGCAAACUUUGCAACAUCCUCUUCACAUCAAAGUUGACCGACCAACUUAAAGAUACUGGAGUUGUUGCAUACGCCGUGCACCCCGGUGUGGUUUCAACGGAACUGGGGCGGCAUUUGGAGGGAGGCACAUCGUGGAUAUUGAACAAAUUGGACUGGGCCAAGAAAACGCCCGUCGAAGGCGCCCAGACCACCCUGCACUGCGCCCUUGAUGAGCGGCUGGCCACCCAAUCAGGACUCUACUUCAGUGAUUGUAAGCCUGGAAAGACGAGCAGCCGAGCAAGGAACAAAGCGGACGCUCAGAAAUUGUGGGAAGUAAGCGAAGAAUUGGUCAAACGGGCUUUCGAAUGACUCAUUCACGUUUAUUUUCCAAAAAGGUAAUAACCGAUAAAUAAUUUUACUGCCAUGAAUUUUUUUAUCUAAAUAAUGGAUUCUUUAACGAUUUAUUAUCAUAUUGUUCAAUGUGAAAUUUAAUUUGAAAAUAAAAUUGGAUUUAUUAUAGAAAUAAUAAAA